AUGCAUUGCUCCAAGUUAUUCGCAGACAAGAAAAUUUCAUUAGUCUGCUGCUCGGUCACACCGUUUUUAGCAAGCAGCUUCAAACCUUCAUCCCCACCUUAUUUUGAGAAAGUAUUUUGUGUUAUUGCCGGUAUAUGCACUAUUUUUAGAGUAUUAUGUGAUGACCUAAACCUCGAGCAGCCACACGUUUGUAAGCACAUAAUAGAGGCUUUCACAUCGGAAGUGGUAUUUGUUCUUGAAAGGACUGUACUGACACCCAGCGAAUUCUGUGGAGCAUUCGUCAGCGAUUGUGGAGCUUUUGAACCACGGAAUGAAAUGUGGAAUCUUACCAUUCCAGACGGUAAACCACCGGUUCAAAAAUGGCCAAAGAUUCCAGACAACAAACCAACUUACAAGGUGCUCCAUUUAUCGGAUAUUCAUAUCGACAGGCAGUACGCCGUCGGUUCUGAAGCGUACUGUCAGCUCGACGAUGCGCUGGGAACGCCUAAAGCCAUUGAAGUACUUCUAGAGCCAAUCUACAUUCCUUCUGGACCUUGGGGAAUGCCCUAUGCGUGUGAUCUUCCUUAUCAAACCUUUGAAGCAGCAAUGAAGCACAUUAGCACUGCUCAUACCGAUCUUGAUUACAUCCUCAUCACUGGAGACUUUGAAGCUCACGAUGCCUGGGACUACACACAAGAUUUGACUCGCAUCAACAUCGAAAACAUCACUGCUGUUCUUCUAAGAUAUUUUCCAAAAACUCCUGUCUACGUCUCAAUAGGAAAUCAUGAAGGUGUGCCCCAAGAUGCAAUACGAUCAACGUGGUCCACAAUGGCUUUACAGUAUUAUGAAAAAAAUGUGGGCAAACUGGUUGCCUCAGUCAGCCUUGGAGGACGUUCAAUAGUAAGUUUCUUUCGCAACAAACACAAGUACAAUACUUGGGAAAUCAAACGUAUUUUGUUAAGCCGUGCAAGCUAUGCAGUAUACCCAAAGCCUGGGCUGAAGUUAAUUUCGAUCAAUACUAUUUACUGCUCAGAGGUGAACUUGUAA
This is a messenger RNA of Strongylus vulgaris, 1026 nucleotides long. Lineage: Eukaryota; Metazoa; Nematoda; Chromadorea; Rhabditida; Strongylidae. The record is from the annotation of a GenBank genome assembly.